This is a messenger RNA of Rhincodon typus (whale shark), 635 nucleotides long. It is a transcript of the gene uqcrq, whose product is annotated as cytochrome b-c1 complex subunit 8. The record is from RefSeq and is a predicted model, not a curated record. Bases 274 to 522 code for a protein of 82 amino acids. The transcript has 4 exons. NCBI's taxonomy places the organism in Eukaryota, Metazoa, Chordata, Chondrichthyes, Orectolobiformes, Rhincodontidae. Gene Ontology annotation, biological process: mitochondrial electron transport, ubiquinol to cytochrome c.
AUACGGGCGCACAGGGGUACGUCUGACGUAGGGACGUAAAGAGACGGGGCUUUCGGGGGAAGAGAGACGUCGCAGUCGCCAUUACCGUCGGAGCCAAGGUCGGAGAGGAGAAGAUCCCCACGGAAAGCUCACUCGAGAAAUUUUCUUAAAUUACCUGUAUUUUGAAGGAAUCGGUAUACUAAUAUUUUCUGUGGGUGGAACCCUUUGUGAUUUAUCCAGAGAUUUUAAAAUGUGCUGUGAUUUGUGAAGAACUUUUGAAUAAGUAGCCACAAAAUGGGUCGCCACUUUGGAAACUUAAUCAAAUUGCGGCACAUUAUCACCUAUACCAUCUCUCCCUUUGAACAGAAGGCAUUUCCAAAUUAUUUCUCCAAAGGCAUUCCCAAUACAUGGAGGCGAUUCAAGGGUCAAGUGUUGAGGAUUGUUCCUCCAUUUGUGGGAUCAUAUCUCAUUUAUACCUGGGCCACGAAUGAACAUGAAAUGUCAAUGAGGAAGAAUCCGGCUGACUAUGUGAAUGAUAAAUAAAUGGAAUUUGGAAGAGAGAAUUUCUGCUGAUGUACCACGUGUAUUCCUAACUAACUGCUAACUUUCACUGAAAUAAUUGUCUCUAUGUUCAGAAAUAAAAUAUUUAUAGUAUA